Molecule: messenger RNA, 3363 nt
Organism: Penicillium chermesinum
Lineage: Eukaryota; Fungi; Ascomycota; Eurotiomycetes; Eurotiales; Aspergillaceae
Exons: 2
Biological process (GO): carbohydrate metabolic process; mannose trimming involved in glycoprotein ERAD pathway; endoplasmic reticulum mannose trimming
Cellular component (GO): membrane; endoplasmic reticulum
Molecular function (GO): mannosyl-oligosaccharide 1,2-alpha-mannosidase activity; calcium ion binding
Source: RefSeq, a predicted model, not a curated record
CGACCGCCCUGGGUGAUGCGCACGCGAUGUUGGAGCUUGUAUAUGUUCAUCCCUCGCGCGUGGACAAUGGCGACCUGGCCGAUUAUACUGUGCCUAUGGUUUACCCUGGCCCAGGGCAUGAGAGAUUAUAAGAUUAAUGAGCUCCGGUACAGACUCCAAGCGCCCCCCUCCCCAACCUAUGGCUGUUACUGCUCUGAUCUCUAUGCUAACCCUUUCCCCCGCGCCAGACAAGAAACGGAACGCAUGUUCUACCAUGGAUUCGAGAACUACCUGGACCACGCGUUUCCCGAAGACGAAUUGCGCCCGUUGACCUGCGGCCCUUUAACUCGAGACGAGAAAAAUAACGAGCAUAAUGAUGUCUUGGGAAAUUAUUCCUUAACGUUGAUCGACAGCCUAUCGACUCUCGCCAUUUUGUCCUCGAGUCCGGGGAGCGGCGAUCGAGCUUUCGCGGAUUUCCAGAAUGGUGUACAGAACUUUGUGACAUUGUAUGGAGACGGUUCGCUGGGCCCUGCUGGUCAGGGCGAGCGAGCGAGGGGGUUUGAUAUUGAUAGUAAGGUACAGGUCUUCGAGACAGUGAUUCGAGGACUUGGAGGACUACUCAGUUCGCAUCUGUUUGCGAUUGGUGAGCUGCCAAUUACUGGCUACGACCCACUCGAACGAGAGGCGGCAUACGCAAGUGCAUGGGAUAAAAGCUCAUUUACCGAGUCGGAUCAUGGUAUUGUGUGGAACAAUGGCUUUAUUUACGACGGCCAAUUUCUCCGUCUAGCGGUUGAUCUGGCCGACCGUCUUCUCCCAGCAUUCUAUACAGAGACGGGCUUGCCGUACCCGCGAGUCAACCUGAAAUAUGGGGUUCCAUUUUAUGAAAACUCGCCCUUGAAUCUGAAAUCUAGGGAGCGUGAGAGGAAACGGAAAUACCCGUACCUCACGAGCGCAGAGAUCACAGAAACCUGCAGCGCAGGUGCGGGCAGUCUAGUCCUUGAGUUCACCGUCCUGAGCCGGCUCACGGGCGAUGGUCGAUAUGAGGAAUUUGCGAAGAGGGCAUUCUGGGCUGUUUGGGCUCACAGGAGUGAGAUUGGACUGGUCGGGUUUGGGAUUGAUGCUGAAUCUGGGAAAUGGGUCGGUCCAUAUGCAGGAAUUGGUGCUGGUAUUGACAGCUUCUAUGAAUAUGCCCUCAAGUCCCAUAUUCUGCUAUCGGAGGGACAGCAUAUUCCAUUCGACCCCAAUAGCCCCUGGAGUGCAUUGGAUGAUUACUACCCUCCUCUGACCGAGGAUCAGCAUUCUGCAGAUGCAUUCCUGCAGGUUUGGGAAGAUUCCCACAUAUCAAUCAACCGGCAUCUCUACCGGGGUGAAGGCUAUCAACACCCCCACCUCGUUGUGGGGGACUUCCUUACCGGUGCUACUCGAGCAUUCUGGAUUGACAGCCUGAGUGCAUAUUACCCAGGUCUACUCGCCCUUGACGGAAAGCUGGACGAAGCUAUUCAGAUCCACCUCUUAACGACUGCGAUCUGGUCGCGCUUUUCGGGUCUUCCAGAACGGUGGAAUGUAGCCACGGGUGAGAUCGACGGUGGUCUCUCCUGGUAUGGAGGUCGACCGGAGUUCAUUGAAUCCACCUAUUACAUCUACCGCGCAACCCAGGAUCCCUGGUAUCUGCAUGUUGGGGAAAUGGUCCUCCGUGACAUAAAACGGCGAUGCUGGACAAAGUGUGGGUGGGCAGGGUUGCAAGAUGUCCAGACUGGAGAGAUGAUUGAUCGCAUGGAAAGCUUCUUUUUGGGCGAAACGGCUAAAUACAUGUUCCUCCUUUUCACCCCUGAGCAUCCUCUGAACAAACUGGAUGCGCCUUGGGUCUUUUCCACGGAGGGGCAUCCUUUGAUCAUUCCGAAAAAGUCCCCGGGUCACCAUGGCCGAAGAGACGCUUCAUUCCAGCACACGGCCAGUAACACUUGCGAUGCGAUUCCUAGCCCACUCUUCGGGAUAUCGUCCACAGCAUCAAGGUCUGAUAUCUUCCACGCUGCAAGUUUAGCGCGACUGCAUCUUCGGCCUCAUCGCGGCACGGAAGGACCCAUCAUGGCCGACUCGUCCGAUCAUCAGAGCGUCUCCGUGUCCGACCUUUCGUCGCCUAGUAACUACACGUUUUAUCCCUGGACCUUGCCGCCGCAACUCGUCCCUCACAACGCUACCAGCGCACCGAUGACCGUUCGGCCCACACUGGACAUCUCAUUCCCCUCUCUCCCUGGGGGGAUCAACCUUGGGCCGGGUUCAUUAGAGCGAGUCCGGGACGGAGUCCUGGUGAAGACCAUCGGCGGGCUUCGACUCAGCAUGGUGCAGGAUGUUCCUCUAGGAAAGCCGGCCCCAGCCGACCAGGGCAAGAAGGAGGAUGGGUUCCGCGUGCAGGUUAUCAACAAUGUACCUUUGGGGAAAGAUGAGAAGGUAUUCCUCUCGCGACAGAUCACCUUUGAUGUCGUCGACCCAUAUGAUCCCAAUUUCACCCGGGUCCGCGACACCGCCAUGCUUGACCUCGUCAUUGACGUUCUUCCAGAGCCCUCUCGCGGAAACAAUGGCUCAGCUCAUCCACGAGCUGAGCCGCCUGCAAAAGAAAGUGCACCAGGUCCAGAAGACCCAGGAUCUCCUCCAAGCAUCCCCACAUCCGUUACCCCGGUCCGCGACAGCCUCCCCGUCGACUCCCCGGUGAAAACCAUACUGUCCUCCUUAGUGAAUUCACUCUCAUCGCUUCUGCGGGACGAUCCACAUGAGCGCCCUCCCAUCCGGCUCAGCCUCCCGGCCAGCAUUCCCACCGGCCUUGGAGCUGCUCCUCUCCCCGAAGUCGAAGAUGCACCGAGUGUCUCUGGGUUGAGCGGCUCACCCAAACGUCUGACAUGGUCGUCAAUCUAUUUCGCAGAUGAACUCUGCAACGAGCGCAUCACGCGCGACAUAGCACAGAACCACGAGGUUCUGGUACUGAAACGCGGCGGCUGCACAUUUUCACAGAAGCUGCGCAACAUCGCUGCUUUCAGGCCGAAUCGCAAUUCUUUAAAAAUGGUAAUUGUCGUCUCGUAUGACGAUGAAAUGCUCUCUUCACCUCCCGAAGACGUCGAGGAGACUGCAGCCUCGGACUCAAAUCCAAACCCAAAGCUCAUCAAGCCUCUCGCGGCUCAGCGCGCAGAGUCAUAUCUCGUCCGACCUCAUCUCGAGUCUACACAGACUACGGCCAGUGGAAUCGCCCGCAACCAUCUCAUCCCCCUAGUCAUGGUCGGUGGCGGGGAAGAGACGUAUAAUUUCCUCCGCGCUGCCACCGGCGUCGGCAUCCGUAGACGGUAUUCGGUGCGCUCGCAAGGUGUUCCCGUGACAAAUUUGUACAUCAUAUAG